Messenger RNA from Talaromyces atroroseus, 1281 nucleotides. RefSeq lists its product as hypothetical. Bases 1 to 1281 code for a protein of 426 amino acids. Lineage: Eukaryota; Fungi; Ascomycota; Eurotiomycetes; Eurotiales; Trichocomaceae. Gene Ontology annotation, molecular function: proline dehydrogenase activity; L-pipecolate oxidase activity; sarcosine oxidase activity. The transcript has 2 exons. The record is from RefSeq and is a predicted model, not a curated record.
AUGCCUUCCAAGGACGCUUCCAUUAUUAUUGUGGGCGCCGGUGUGUUUGGGUUGACUUUAGCGCACGAGCUUUGCAAGCGCGGUUACAUUCGGGUUACCGUCCUUGAUCGCCAUCUUCCUCCUGUGCCAGACGGCUCCAGUGUCGAUAUUUCGCGCGUCAUCCGCUCCGACUAUGCUGAUGCGCAGUACAUGCAAAUGGCCAUAGAGGCUGUAGCUGGUUGGGAAUCAGAGUAUUCGCGAUAUUACCAUGAGACCGGCAUUCUCAUUGUCUCAGACGACGGUGGUCAUUCGUAUCUGAACAAGGCAAAGGAGCAAGUGCAGUCGCAAGGCACGCAGAUUAGUAUCUUUGAUGAUGCAUCACAAAUAAGAAACGCCCACCGCGAGUUUGCGAGUGGCACCCUACAACAGUAUCAAGGAUAUCUGAACCCACGGGCCGGCUGGGCUGACAGCGCUGAAGCGAUACGUUUCCUGGCCGCGCAGUGUGCGGCUUUGGGUGUCUCCUUCGUUACUGGCACACGCGGCUCGGUUGAAUCCCUCGUUCUGGAUGGCGCGCAAGUAGUUGGUGUGAAUGUCAGGGAAGGCCCUGCAUUGCUCGCGGACCAUGUGAUUCUGGCCACAGGUGCAUGGACGCCUCGACUUAUAGACCUUACGUCGAGUGCCGUCAGUACCGCUCAGCCUGUGGGCUUUAUCCAACUUACUGCCGAUGAAGCAGAUAGAAUUAGGAACAUGCCUAUUGCAAUCGAUUUCAGCAGUGGUUUCUUCGUCUUUCCUCCGACGCCACGCUCGAAUAUCCUGAAAUGUGCUCGACAUGGAUAUGGUUACGAGACGCGAGUCUCAGGUGAACAGCAACAGAUCUCAGCGCCAGAGCUUCAUGGCGACGGGACUAGAAGCUUGUUCUUGCCAACGGAUGCCGAACUCUCGCUUCGAGAAGGACUACGGCGUUUCUUCUCGCCAUCAAUAUCGGAGAGGCCCUUUGUCAAGAAGCAUUUGUGUUGGUACACAGAUACUCCCCAAGGUGACUUCAUUGUUGACCAUCACCCCGAUCUCCGGAACCUCUUCCUGGCGACUGGCGGCAGCGGACAUGCAUUCAAAUUCCUGCCUAUUCUGGGAACUUACACCUGCGAUGUGUUUGAAGGAUCGGCUCCACGCGCUCUCCGCCAGAAGUGGGCGUGCAGAGCUGGCGACAAGGAUGUCUUGAUGCACGGCGAUGGCAGUAGAGGAGGCCCGCCCCGACGGCGCCUAGAAGACUGGGAACAGCUGGAAUUCUUGGGGAGGACUUGA